Molecule: messenger RNA, 4242 nt
Organism: Lachnellula hyalina
Lineage: Eukaryota; Fungi; Ascomycota; Leotiomycetes; Helotiales; Lachnaceae
Gene: SPT6
Product: Transcription elongation factor SPT6
Exons: 4
Coding region: 1-4242 (1413 amino acids)
Biological process (GO): positive regulation of transcription elongation by RNA polymerase II; nucleosome organization; transcription elongation-coupled chromatin remodeling
Cellular component (GO): transcription elongation factor complex
Molecular function (GO): DNA binding; nucleosome binding; histone binding
Source: RefSeq, a predicted model, not a curated record
AUGAGCAUGCGAGACUUGAUUCAAGGGGAGGCCGAGCUCGACGACGAGGAGAACGAUGAUUCUUUCGAUGAAGACACCGGCGAAGUUCGCCCGCGCAAAGGAAAGCAAAAUGGCCGGAUUGAUGAUUCUAGUGAGGAGGAAGACGAUGAUGAUGAUGAGGAGGCAGCACGCGAGGUCCGCGAGGGAUUCAUCAUCGACGACGAAGACGAAGAACCAGACGAUCAAGAACGUGCGCGAAAGAAGAGAGAGCGCAGGAGAAAACGCCAUCGUGAGGAGGAGGAAGCUGCCUUGGAUGACGAAGAUCUGGAUCUCAUUGGGGAGGCAAACCCUGAAUGGGAGCGCAAAGCUGCAGCACAGCCAAAGCUCAAGCGGCUGAAGCGUGGCCACCGGGACGAUGAUGACCAACCUGGAGAGCGUGGCCUGGACCAGAUAUUCUCUGAUGACGAGGAACUAGAUGCACCACAUGAAUACGAACGUUCAUUUAAUCGACCUGACCAUCAUAGGGUUGACGAAUUCGCGGAUUUCAUCGAAGAAGAUGAGCUGGAGGAUGAAGAUGAGCGCCAGCGGCACCAGGAGGAAAUGGAAGUGGCCCGCCCACGCGAGAGAGGCUUUGUUGGUACCGGGGAAGCUUCUGGUCUAGAUAAGGAUGCCCUGGAUGAUAUGGAAGCCAUAUUUGGUAAUGGCGAAGACUACGAUUGGGCCUUGGCAUUGGAAGAUGAGGAAGAGGCUCAACAGGCUGGGGAACACAAUCUUGAACUUAAGCAUGUGUUUGAGCCUUCACAACUGGCUGAGAAGCUUCUCACGGAUGAGGACAAUCAAAUCCGCUGGGCAGAUGAGCCUGAACGAUUCCAAUUGGACCGAAUGCCUUACAAAAACCUUCAGAUUACCGACGAGCAAUUCAAAGAGGAGGCCCGCUGGAUCACAAGUCUCAUUUGGCCGAAGAAGCAGUUGCACAGCGAGUUGCAUGUUCCUUUCACCAAGGCGAUUGGUAAAGUUCUGGAGUUCUUCGUGGUGGAUGAAGUUGAAGUUCCAUACGUUUUUCAACAUCGUAAAGACUACUUGAUCCAUGCCACAAGAAACAGAUCUUAUCAAAAUGGCUCUGAUGAACCCGAGGUCAAUGUCACUGCCGAGAAACUUCUCAACCAAGACGAUCUUUGGCGGAUUCUGGAACUAGAUUUGAAGUUUAGAGCUCUCAUUGAAAAACGGAACGUCCUUGAAAGAACAUACGACAAUUUGAAGCUUGCUUCCGACAUUCGCGACAAGAUGGUCGAAUCUAUGCUUCCUGUCGCUGUCACCAUGGAAGAACUCCAGGACAUCCAAGAUUACAUAUACUUUCAGUAUUCAGCAGAGAUUAAGGAUUUUGCGGCUACGAAUGGUGACGUGAAAGAAAAACGUCGCGCGGGGGGGAAGUCAUCUCUCUUCGAUCGCAUUCGAAAAGGGAGAGCCUACCAGCUUGUCCAAGCCUACGGCAUCACGCCAGAUCAGGUCGCUCAAAAUGCGUUGCGGGAGGGCCGGAAACAAUAUACUGAAGACGCUUCCAGCACUCCUAUUGACUUCGCCGACUCCCUCACCUCCGACAGCGAUUUUAAUACUGGUGAGGCAGUAUUACUUGCGGCCCGUCAAAUGUUUGCCGAAGAACUCUUUAUGAAUCCUCGUAUGCGAAAACACUUCCGUAUGCACUACUACAUGAUGGGCGUGGUCGAUUGCCGGAGGACUGACAAAGGCUUGCGGAAAAUUGACGAGCAACACCCAUACUAUGAGCUAAAAUACCUCAAAAAUCAGACAUUUGGUGAUAUCGCGAACAAACCCGAGAUAUUUCUCAAGAUGCUCAAGGCCGAAGAGGAGGGCCUCAUUGAAGUCAAGGUCUCUCUGCAAAAUGAGAAGGAGUUCCGCAAAGCACUUUUCCAGGAAUUCCAAUCUGAAAACUACAGCGAGCUUGCGGAUGCCUGGAACGAUGAGCGCAGCAGGGUUCUUGAUUUGGCGUUCGUCAAGCUAGAGCGUGUUAUCACAAAAGGUGUCAAGGAAAGCAUGCGAACAGAAUGCCAAGAUUCUAUUCUCAAACUCUGCCGAGAGGAAUAUUCGAGGAAGCUCGACCAAGCUCCCUACAAACCAAAGGGCAUGAUACUUGGAACGAUUCCUCGAGUACUCGCCUUGUCAAAUGGCAAUGGCGAUCCAACCCGCGAUGCUGUCUGCUGGGCCUGGGUGGAGGAAGACGGACGAGUACUAGAGAAUGGCAAGUUCAACAACUUGACCAAAGAUGAGAAGGCCAGAGCAGACUUCGUGGAACUGGUGCGGCGCAGGAAACCCGAUGUUCUCGCAAUCAGCGGCUUUUCCGUCGAGACACACCGACUCAUCACAACUCUCAAAGACUUGGUAGAAUCUCACGGAUUAAGGGGCGCAGAAUUUGAGGACAACGAAACUGGCGACGAUAUGAGCGAGCCCUUGGAUGUUGUUGUGGUGAAUGACGAAGUCGCUCGACUUUACAAGGACAGUACACGCGCUGCCAUUGAUCAUCCAAAUAUUCCUCCACUCGCCAGAUACUGUGUUGCAUUGGCCAAGUAUAUGCAAAAUCCAAUGAAGGAAUACGCGGCACUAGGGAAAGAUGUGGUCUCCCUAUUUUUCCAUUCCUGCCAGCAACUUCUUCCCGUGGAGAAACUCCGCAAACAGCUUGAGACGGCCAUGGUAGAUAUGGUCAACCUUUGCGGAGUCGAUAUCAACGAGGCAGUCGGCGAUUCUUACACGGCCACACUUCUCCCAUUUGUGUGCGGCCUCGGGCCCCGAAAGGCAACUGCUGUAUUGAAGACGAUCAAUCAAAAUGGCGGCAUUGUUAAUACUCGUGACGAGCUUGUGGGUGAUCCCGACAGUCACAAACUGCCCGUUGUAGGACCCCGAGUCUGGAACAACUGUGCAAGUUUUCUGUCUAUUGAUUAUGAUAGCUCCAACGCCAUGUCUGACUAUCUCGACAAUACUCGAGUGCAUCCAGAAGAUUACGAGUUGGGCCGGAAAAUGGCUGCUGAUGCGUUGGAGUUAGACGAGGAAGAUGUCAAGGCCGAGGUCGAUGAGGGUGGCCCUGGUGCAAUUGUCCGCAAACUCAUAAAGGAUGAUGAGCAGGAAAAGGUCAAUGACCUGAUUCUGGAAGAAUAUGCCGAGCAACUUGAAAGCAAUUUUAACCAGCGCAAGCGUGCAACUCUCGAGACUAUCCGUGCCGAGUUGCAACAGCCAUACGAAGAACUUAGAAGGAACUUUGCUACACUUGAAGAUGACGAGAUAUUUACAAUGUUGACUGGAGAAACUGAAGAGUCUCUAUGUGCAGGCAUGAUCGUACCGGUCAAUAUUCGAGUCGCGAAAGAAGAUUUCAUCAUUGCAAAGCUGGACUCGGGCAUCGAGGGCAGAGUCGAGCACCAUGAGGGCUCAGACAAGGAUAUGCCCCCGCUCCUCAAUACUUUGUUCUCCCACGGCCAGACUGCUCAAGCAAAAAUUCUGGAGAUCGACCGCCAGAAAUUCAGCGCCCGCCUUUCUCUACGUGAAUCUUUGUUGAGAAUUCCAUAUAAGAGGAAUCUCGAAAUUGAUCCUAGGAUCUGGGAUGUGUUACAAGAAGCCAAAGACAAGGAGGAGCUGCGAGAAAAAGACAAAGCGACUGGCCGGACUCAGCGAGUCGUCAAGCAUCCCCUCUUCAGGCCUUUUAAUUCUACACAAGCAGAAGAAUAUCUAGGAUCACAAGCGCCUGGUGAUGCUGUUAUCCGACCCUCGUCAAAGGGCAAUGAUCAUCUUGCUGUUACUUGGAAAGUUGCGGAUGGUGUGUAUCAGCACAUCGAUGUUCUGGAGCUCCAGAAAGACAACGAAUUCUCUGUGGGGCGGACCCUUCGUAUUGGUGGCAAGUACACCUACAGUGAUCUGGACGAAUUGAUCGUGGACCAUGUGAAGGCUAUGGCCAAGAAGGUUGAUGAGAUGAUGCAACAUGACAAGUACCAAUCUGGUAGCAGGGCCGACACAGAAAAAUGGUUGACUACUUACACCGAAGCCAACCCAAAGAGGUCUGUCUACGCUUUCUGCUUGGAUACCAAACAUCCUGGAUAUUUCUAUCUUUGCUUCAAAGCUGGGCAGCAGGCUAGAGUCAAUGCAUGGCCAGUGCGAGUAGUCCCGAAUGCCUUUGAAUUGAUGAAGAGCCCCUACCCGGACAUGAAAGCUCUGUGCAACGGAUUUAAGUUGCGGCAUAUGAGUGAGGUGAGCAGGCCACGCUAG